Messenger RNA from Sapajus apella (tufted capuchin), 3734 nucleotides. It is a transcript of the gene BLID, whose product is annotated as BH3-like motif containing, cell death inducer. The record is from RefSeq and is a predicted model, not a curated record. Lineage: Eukaryota; Metazoa; Chordata; Mammalia; Primates; Cebidae.
GUGUGCUGAGAUCACAUCACUGCACUCUAGCCUGGGCGACAGAGCAAGAGUCUGUCUCAAAAAAAAAAAAAAAAAAAAAUUAAGGGCUCUGGAGUUCAAUAAUUGCAUCUAUGCAUCUUUGAGUCUUUGCCACUUUGUAUGGUGCCUGGCACAUAAUUAUAUUACCCCUUUUCCCAAAUGUUUAAAUAACCAAAUUAUUCCACUUACUACUGUUUAAUGUAUAGUGACAAAGCAUGUUUCUAGCUUUUGCAGUAGAUUAUGAGUGUCUUUUACAAAAAUGGCAUGUAGUAUUUAUUGUUCAUAUUCCUUCUAUGUCUCACAUUUAUAAUAAAUUUAAAAAACUGUUAGAUUGAAUAGAUUUGCCAGAUAGUACAGAAAAUUACUAUUUUACGAACUCAAAGAGGAGAAGCCAAGUAGAAAUCUGAAAAGCAUUCAUCAAUAAAGGGAGGAAAAUAAUAUUGCAAAGUGCUUACUAUGUGCCAGACCUUGUGAUAAAUAAUUUAUAUUCCUUCCCUCAUUAAUCCCCAAAGUAAUUAGGCAAAGAAGAUAUUAUGGUCCCCAUUUUAUAAAUAAAGAGUCUGAUGUUCAGUAAGAUUAAGUGCUCUGCCCCAGUUCACAGUUAUUAAGCAGCAGAUUCUGGUUUGAAAUCUAUGUUGAAUUAUCCCAUUAUCCACAUAUCCACAUUCAUUUCAGUUUUACUUUUAUCCAUUCAGUUUUCCACAAGACAUUUGAUGGAAUUUCCCAUAUUACCUUUAAAUUUUGCUAGAGUAGAACAUUCUGUGUUCCCUCGAAUUGAAUGUUACAGGUCCUUCAUAAAUUAAGGAAAGUUCCAAAGUGUUCUCUGGAUACUUGUUCUGCCUCUAGCACGAAAUAUACAGAAGUAGCAGAGAAGAUCCAAACCAGCCUUCACUCUCAGAAUAGGCUACAUAACUCCCUCUCGUAUUCCCACUGACGUCACUCUUUUGUCUACAGCCCUGGCCUUUUUUUAAAAAAAAAAAUGGUAUUGGAUUUAAAAAUCCAGUACCAUUAUGGUUAUGGUUAAUGGGGAGCAUCAUGUGCCUGAGUUCCUACUCAAAUAAUAUAAGGGAAAUCAAGAGACCAAGGCUAUGAUAACUCAUGCAAUCUUCAUGGCUUGGUGGUAAGGAAGAGAAUCCCUCCUUACAGUUGAUCUUGCCUUUGUAUAUGUCACGUAUUGAUCCUAAUUAGAAAGGUUUAUAGGCUAAUCCGUGAAAGACACAAUCCUUCUCAUUAUACCAUGAUACAGGCCAUGGGAAACACCAGAUUGAAUCUUACAGACUCUCUGCUGCUGCUAACUAAGAAGCUUCUACUUUUAGUGUCUUUUCUCUCUCAACACAAAAAUACUCUGUACGUCACCCAGAUUUGGGCUGCCCAUGAUUACCAGGCUUUUCCCAGUUAGAAAUGUGACUCAUGUUCCAUUUUACCAAUACAUCUCAGGCAAAGAGCUAGCAAGGAAAGACAAGAUCAACGUUUUUCUAUAAUUCCAGCCUAUCAAUUGAAACAAGAUGUUUCUGAACUCUUCCCAAUGUGAAGAACAAAAAGUAAUAGCAUUUUGUUUAUUUAUUUGUGUACAAUACUGUGGUCAGGAACUUGCUGCUUCCCCAGGGAAAUUGUUUGCAAUGCAUCACUGAGAAGAGGACUUCACAAUUCCCACUGAUCACUCCCUGUGGUCUGCCAUGGCGAGGGUGAUACUUUCAUGUUUUAUAAGCACCAGACAAGAGAGCUGGAUCAAUUCUCUCUCUCGAUAUUCCAGUCUCUGUUGGAACAACGCCCUUAGGCAUCAGCAGCUCUGGGUUCUUUCUGAAAAACAAAGUAAGUACUCCUAGGUCUGUUCACAGUAAGAAACAAGAAGUCCAAUACACAUCCCUGCCUUUUACGCUUCAGAAAUCAACAUGGGGAUCUUCCUCACUUUUAGGCAACGGAUACAGCUUUGUUGUGGUCUGUGUGUCAAACUUAUCGAGAAGAGGUCAUUGUUGAGACUUACUGUUAAUUAGCAAUGCUUAUGCAUGCAAACCUUGGUCAGAUGAUGUUGUGUUUGGAGAGAAGAGAGAAGGGAAUAGAACUGAAUAAGUACAUGACCCCUUGGAAGCUGUUUUCAGUUGAGGAUUUUGGUGAAUGGCCACUUGAAAUCAAGGGAAAUUCCAUGAAUAGCAGGAGUUGGGAAGAAAGGAAGAGGAGGAAGGAUACCACCACUUUUUUCUUCCGGUCUAGCACUGUGCUUAGGCAAAGCAUAUUCCCUAUGAGAUCUACCUUAUAGAAACGUGCUGAAUAGAGGGAAUGGAAGUUAAACUUUGGACUUUCUUACAUGGUAGCUUCAAAUUGUGGUGACUUUGUUGCAUUUCGUCUGGAUGCUAUAGAGGGCCAGAAAAUACAUUUCUGUGAGAUCCUAGAAUCUGAGCGUGUGCUUGACACAGGAUGGAUAGAAUGAGCCUCUGGCAGUUCCAUUUAUCCAGAGGCAAAAGCAUGCCUGCCACUGGAGCUCUUUGGUUCCAACAAAGAACCUAUGUUGCCUAAGGAAACAGUGCUUUCUCGCACAAGGUACAGUCUUGGCUCCUCUGCCAUGAAGGGGAAGGUUCCUGGGCGUGUGCUUCAGAGACCUUCCUAUUUAACCAGUAUACAAAUUGCAUUGUUAUGCAAUUCCUCUGCGGAGGCCAUAUAGAAGGAGUGAGUUAGGACAGAUACAGCAAGAUAUUAGGACAGAUUUCCCCCAUUAUUCAGACUAUACAACACAGAAGAAAACUUGAUUUCAACAAGAAGACUCAAUUUUUAACAUGCUUUUCUACCUACUUUUACCCGUAAUGUUUCUAAAUUUCAUUCAAAUUGUGCAGAGAAACAAUAAAAUUUAAAAAUAGGAUAAACUGGCUAGUUAAAAGUAAAUGGCAUUUAAUUAAAACUAAACUUGCAAAUUCAUGGGAAAAAAAGCCAUGUGAUUUUAAACCUUAGGACAGCAUAGAGUCCUAUGUCCUUUACAGUUUUAAGUAUAUUUCAUUUCUACCUUGGAAGUAGGUAUUUGUCAUAUUGUUAAUAAUUACUCUACUUAAUUGUACACUCAGCAUUUGGCAUCAGAAUAAUCUUGUUUAGUCACAAGGUUUUCAUUUUCUUUCUUCAUUUUUUAAGCAUGCUUCUGAGUGGUGGUUCACAUAAGCUUUCAAUUUUAAAUAACACAAUCCAUUUAUUUCACUAGGCAUCUUUAUUUGCUUAAAGUGAAGAAUCAAAGAUUGUGAUUGUGUUGUAAAUAAGUCUAUCCUUUCUUUCCCUUUAUUUAAAAAAACCUGUGGAUGGUAAAAAAGGAAACUGAAAGAAGUAGAAAUUCCAGUAAUCUUUUAUGAACUCAGUUAUUAGAGUAAGUAGAACUAAAUCUGCGGGGGGAAAGGAAAGGGAAAUGGAAAAGGUGUUUUAGAGCUUUGACUUUAAGCCACUCCGGAGUCCUCUUCUCUGCUUUCUUUCCGCUACCCUGACCCAUACCUACCCACAGUGAGAACUGAGCCUUCAGGGCUGCUCAGGAGCUGGGAGGAGGGAAAGUGAGGAUCUGAGUUAUUUUCCUCAGUGAGCUUACAAGCUUCAGGCGGAAAAGAUCCUGCCUGUGGAACCUCUCUUUUGCAUUUUUCAAUUGCAUUGGAGAAACUCCUAAGUUGCAUCAGCGACCCUGAAGCCUUUAAAGUAAAGAUUUUUCUGUAUUUAAAAAAAAAGAAAGGAAAGAAAAAGAGAAAGAUAAG